CCGGCAUCUCCCCAUUGAUCUAAGCAGGGGCCUUAUCACAAGAUGGACACUUUGGUUGGGUGCUUGAGACUUCGGUCCCGCAGUUUUUGCAAGAAUAGACCUCUGAAGGCAUGCUGAACGUUUCUUGUUUCGAUUUGAGAGGCUGGUGGGCGUUCGUGAUCCAUAUAUGUUCUAGAUGAUUUUGACAAGUUGGCCUCUGAUGCAAUGCUGAAUAGGUAGGUAGGUUCUGAAAUGACAGAAGUUUGCUUCACAAGCAGGCUCUUGGACAUCUUAUAUCCAAGAGAUACUUUGCCUGUUGUACGACCCAGAAACAUGGAUAGAUCUUUGUGAUACCGAGAUAUGGGAUCACUGGAAUCGCCUGGUGUAGGUUGUAUUACCCAAUGGAGCAUUCUUGAAACUGCCAACGUGCGUUUGGAUUCCAAGUGCUGUGCCUUCGCCAUCCGCCUGCUUCCCCGCCUUUGUAAUGGCGCUCUUCUUUUGCCCAUCCUUCAAUUUCCACCUCACUGCUUCGCAACUUGUACACCAAAAACUCAGUGAAACUUACCGGGCACCAAAAAAAAGCAAUACCAGUUCUUUGUUAUUUCCGAAGCCCAAUGUCUAACCCGAAGCCACGAGAACCGCACCCAGCCAGAGAAGAUGGCUACUGCGCUGUGACACCCGAAAGAAAGUAGUACAUUCGCGGCAACGCCUUCAUCAAGAGGUCCCUCCGACCAAAAGAAUUCAUCACCAACUGGAAAGGCAAAACCCACGUUCUUCGACUGCGAAAAGAGCUCCUCAUGAACGAAGCUGCCGCGCUCCGCUUCAUCCGGCAGCACACCGACAUCCCUGUCCCCGACAUAUACUGCGGCUUUGAAGACGACGACGCCUACUACCUGAUAUCUCAAAACAUUGACGGGGUCAACAUGUCAGACUUGAAAGACGAGACGCAGAAAGCCGCCGCUCGUGUGGAGCUGGAGAAACACCUGGCUAAGUUGAAAGGAAUCAAAUCCAAGCGCCUCAGUGGACCAUCUGGGAUUGUGAUCCCUCCGUAUCACGGUGAAGAUUACGUCUUUUGUCAUCCUGACUGCUCACAGCACAAUGUAGUCGUUGACCCUGAGACGUUGCGCAUAAAAGUGAUAGUCGACUGGGAGUAUGCCGGUUUCUUCCAAGCGCGGCGUUUGAGUUUCCAUUUUACAUGCGCAAGGAACCAUCGAUUGCGUUGGGCGAGGAGCAGGACGAUUCGCUGGAGUUGCUUGAAUUUCUGACUUCCAAAGCGGGGAAAAUGCAAGAAGCCGGUGAAGAUUUGGGAAACUGAAGAAAGCACAGUGUGCGUGCCAGGAUAACUGGGUGAUCUGCUGCCAUGAUAUGAUGUAUAAGAUGAUCAGGCAUGACAGGGGCUGUCGGGGAAGUUUCCCGGGCCAGGAGCGGAGCCUUAAACAAUAUUCAGACACAGCAUUUUGGGUCACCCAAUAACGGGUUGCCAGAUUCUCCUUGCCGGGGACUGCAAUGGAUUGUGGCGUCUAAGUAUCUCCUCUUUUGUGCAUUUGGAAUUUCGAAGUGGUGCCAGAGUGGCGUUAGAUAUGACAGAAGGGAAGUUCAAUGGAAGUAGUGUGUCUACCUCCUCAUUCCCAGAGAGUUGACAGUCAUUGAUCAGGACUUGCUA
Messenger RNA from Podospora bellae-mahoneyi, 1642 nucleotides. RefSeq lists its product as uncharacterized. Bases 777 to 1244 code for a protein of 155 amino acids. Lineage: Eukaryota; Fungi; Ascomycota; Sordariomycetes; Sordariales; Podosporaceae. The record is from RefSeq and is a predicted model, not a curated record. The transcript is spliced from 2 exons.